AUGGCACCAAUGGAGCUAAAGAAAUUGAAACUACAACUACAGGUGUUGUUGGACAAAGUGUUUAUUGAUGACAUUUUAUUGUACUUCAAAUCUGAGAUGAAACAUGAAGAACACAUGAGAUUGGCACUAAAGAGGCUUCAAGAGCAUCAGUUGUAUGCAAAGAUUGAGAAGUGUGGAUUAUGGUUAGAGAAUGUGGGAUUUUUGGGCCAUAUAGUGUCUAAAGAGGGAGUAGCGGUAGACCCAGCUAAGAUCGAGGCUAUUCGAGAUUGGCUUCAACCUAAGAAUGUAGCAAAGUUUAAGAGCUUCUUUGGAUUGGUGGGGUAUUACAGAAAAUUUGUUGAAGGGUUUUCUAAGAUUGUUGCACCCCUAACCAACUUGACAAGAAAGAAUCAUAAAUAUACUUGGACUGAAAAGUGUGAAGAGAACUUUCAGACCAUGAAGAAUAAGCUUAUAUUAGCUCCAGUGUUGUGUGUACCAAUUGAAGAAGGGAAGUUUGUAGUAUACUGUGAUGCUUCCAAGAAUGGCUUGGGAUGUGUAUUAAUGCAAGACGAUAAAGUAGUGGCUUAUGCCUCAAGACAAUUGAAAGAAUAUGAACAGAGAUACCCUACCCAUGAUUUUGAGUUUGUUGCGAUAUCUAGAGAGAACCAAAAGCUAGGAAGGAAGGAGAAUAAGAGUUUAUCUUCUUUGGGGUCAAGGAAGGAACUCAAGGCUGAACUAGGGGAGAAGUGA
This is a messenger RNA of Humulus lupulus (European hop), 729 nucleotides long. RefSeq lists its product as uncharacterized. The transcript is spliced from 3 exons. The record is from RefSeq and is a predicted model, not a curated record. The coding region runs from base 1 to 729 and encodes 242 amino acids. NCBI's taxonomy places the organism in Eukaryota, Viridiplantae, Streptophyta, Magnoliopsida, Rosales, Cannabaceae.